AUGAGUCGCAACGAGGAGCCCAAAGGACAACAUCAUCGUCGAUUACACAUGCUCUCACACUUGGUCAAGCAUCGAGAGGCUCAUGAGACAGGAAAGGAUUUUGACAAGGAAAACGAGCGGAACUCGCUGAUGGAAAGACUGAAGGCAAGACACAGAAAUUCGAAGGAACAAGCGGAAGGAAAUCCGGCACAUGUGAAACUUUUGUCCCAAAAAUUCGACUUUAUUGAUAAAAAUCACAGCGGAUUUCUGACCAAGGAUGAGAUUUGUGCCUGUCUGGAAUUAUUUGGAUUCAAUACUGAGGAAUCCAAGUCUUUCAUCAAACGGUUUGAUCAGAACAAGGAUGGAAAAAUAUCGAAGCAAGAAUUUAUGGACGCCGUACACAAGAUAAAAAAGAGCCAAGUUACCGAGGCACAACUUCGCGUAAUAUUCCGUAAGGCCGACACAAACAAUUCGGGCAAAAUCUGCACCAAGGAAUUGCAAGACUAUUUAGCCGAAAAUCGUAAUAUUGUAUCCAAAUCGCAGGUUCAAGCUUGGAUCAAACAGCAUGAUGAAGACGGUGACGGAGAAUUGGACUACGAGGAAUUUCUCUCAUUUUUGCGUGAACACUUGUAG
Molecule: messenger RNA, 612 nt
Organism: Echinostoma caproni
Lineage: Eukaryota; Metazoa; Platyhelminthes; Trematoda; Plagiorchiida; Echinostomatidae
Source: the annotation of a GenBank genome assembly